GUAGUUCACGGCAAUCUCGCCUGUGUUUACUACGAACAAGGAUUAAUUGAUUUGGCGAUCGAUACCUAUAAGAGAGCGAUUGAACUUCAGGCUAAUUUUCCGGACGCGUAUUGCAAUCUCGCAAAUGCUCUUAAAGAGAAGGGUCAGGUGAAAGAGGCCGAGGAGUGCUAUAACACUGCGCUUAGACUCUGUCCAACGCACGCCGAUUCGCUCAACAACUUGGCCAACAUUAAACGAGAACAAGGCUAUAUAGAAGAGGCGACCCGUUUAUACCUGAAAGCAUUGGAUGUGUUCCCCGAGUUUGCGGCCGCGCACUCGAAUCUGGCGUCUGUUUUGCAACAACAGGGAAAACUGAAUGAAGCGCUUCUUCACUACAAAGAGGCGAUCCGAAUAUCGUCGACGUUCGCCGACGCGUACUCUAAUAUGGGGAAUACACUCAAAGAGAUGGGAGACAUUCCCGGCGCUCUCCAGUGUUACACCAGAGCUAUACAGAUCAACCCGGCCUUCGCUGACGCCCACUCCAACUUAGCCUCUAUUCAUAAGGAUUCCGGUAAUAUUCCCGAAGCGAUCGAUUCC
Messenger RNA from Medioppia subpectinata, 576 nucleotides. The record is from the annotation of a GenBank genome assembly. Lineage: Eukaryota; Metazoa; Arthropoda; Arachnida; Sarcoptiformes; Oppiidae.